UAACGAUACGAUAUAAUCACUACGACGUACUUGUUUCUUUUUAAAUUUUUAUUAAUUUACUUCAUUUGUAUUGACUGCGAAUACAAAAUAACAAUAUUGAAUAAAUCCAGUUAUAAUUAAUUAUGUUCAAAUAUGGAUGCCAUGUUUGAUAUUUGUUACCUGACACCCGACGGUAAUAACGUUGAACCCGAUGAUAUUCCUAAGACAAAGGAAAAUGUGUGGAUAUUAGGGAAGAAAUACAGCCCUGUACAAGACUUGGAUCGAAUACGGCGAGAUAUUACAUCGAUUUUAUGGUUUACAUAUAGAAAGGGAUUCGUUCCGAUUGGCGAUGAAGGUCUUACGUCAGAUAAGGGUUGGGGAUGCAUGCUACGUUGUGGGCAGAUGGUCCUUGGAGUCUCCUUGCUGCGAAUACAUUUAGCUUCAGACUGGGUGUGGACUCCUGAAACUAGAGAUCCAACCUAUUUGAAGAUUAUUCAAAGAUUUGAGGAACGGAAACAGGCUCCAUAUUCAAUACAUCAAGUAGCUUUAAUGGGUGCCAGUGAAGGCAAGGAAGUGGGUCAGUGGUUUGGACCAAACACAGUGGCACAAGUACUGAAAAAAUUAGUUGUUUAUGACAAAUGGAGCUCUCUUGUUAUACAUGUUGCUUUAGACAAUACAGUGGUGAAAGAAGAUAUUUUACAGCAGUGUAUAGUAAGAAAUGAUAAUGGUGAUACACACGAUAAUGUUCACAUAACUGAUUGGAUGCCUCUGCUGCUUAUAGUGCCGCUCAGACUUGGCCUCAGUGAGAUCAACCCUGUAUAUGUUGAUGGGUUAAAGAUGUGCUUCCAGUCUCCCCAAUCGAUUGGUGUAAUUGGCGGUAAACCAAAUCAAGCGCUAUAUCUAAUAGGGUGUGUUAGCGACGAGGUUAUAUAUUUAGACCCCCACACCACUCAAAGAUCUGGUCCCGUCGAAAACAAGCAAACAGAUGAGCAAAAAGAAAUGGACUGUUCAUAUCACUGUAAAUUCGCUUCUCGUAUACCGAUACUUACCAUGGAUCCCUCAGUUGCUGUGUGUUUCCUUUGUCGAACGAGAACUGAUUUUGAUGAGCUAUGCAAAACAAUUGAAGAAAAUCUGAUGAAAGAGUCUCAACCAUUAUUUGAGAUUUGCGAGAAGAGACCCUCACAUUGGGGUCCAAAUACCAAUGAUAUAGACUUACAGAACACCAAUCUCUUUACUGAAUUCGAAGAUGUGGACAGACAAUUUGAUGAUUCAGAUGAUGAAUUCGAAAUUCUAUGAGGUUUAGCUAAGUUUUAUGUAUUCUUAUUAAAUUACAAAUUCACAUAUUCAUGAUACGAGUAUUCAUGGUGGUCCAUGUCAUGAUAACCAAUAUAUUAAAACAUGGUACCGUAAUCAACAAAAUGUACAUGAUUAAUAUGCAAUAAUGAACGGAAAUUUUAUUCAAUAGAAUCUACUGCAUGCCUUAAAUAGAAAUAAAAUUAUACAAAUUUUCGUAGAUAAUAAAUUUUAAAUGGAUAAACGCUCAUGUAAUGGCCACGUAAAUGACCAAUGUAAGUAAUACAUCAUUGGAUACGUUUUGUAAAAAUCGUAUAUGAUAUUAUAUCAACUUGAUAGAUGUAGGCAACUGCAUAAGCGCUCAAAUAUAUUUUUGUUACAUUGUUACUAAACAAAUUUUGUCUUUAUUCUAUGCACGAUAAUGUCUUUUUCAUAAAUAAUGUUUGUAAAUUAUUUGCUUAAUACAAAAAUAUAUUAGACUGUAUAGGAUAAGAGAAUAUUAUUUGCAGUGCCUUUUUAAAUGAAACAUGCAAUAAACAUCACAUGCCCCUCCA
This is a messenger RNA of Colias croceus (clouded yellow), 1826 nucleotides long. It is a transcript of the gene Atg4a, whose product is annotated as cysteine protease ATG4B. NCBI's taxonomy places the organism in Eukaryota, Metazoa, Arthropoda, Insecta, Lepidoptera, Pieridae. The transcript has 9 exons. The record is from RefSeq and is a predicted model, not a curated record. Gene Ontology annotation, molecular function: protein-phosphatidylethanolamide deconjugating activity. Bases 133 to 1275 code for a protein of 380 amino acids.